UUAAGUCUGAGAGUACCCGGAUGUGGAGACUAUUUACUGCGACCCAUCCGCCUCAUUUUGAGUUCAACUUCAGACAGUUUCAUCUGCUAUUAAUGGCGAUUGUGGUUCUGUCAAGCAGUAUCAUCACAUAUGCUAAAGAGAACAUUCAUAUCCGGGACUUUUUAUUCCCCAAUAUCACGAACGAAGGAGAGCAAAUUCAAGUGACAUGCGGACUAACGAGAAAUGUUGAAGAAGUGGAAUUUUCAUGGGUGAAAGACGGGAUGCCUCUGCUACCAGACAGCCACCGAGAUAUUAUCAACCUGAAAACGUUUACAGUUCUUGUAAUUAAGGCAGCAAUUCCAGAAGAUUCAGGAAAUUACACCUGCAUGGCCACAACUUCCACGUCCAAACAACAAUUCACGGCGAUGCUCUUGGUUCAAGGGCCACCGAAAUGGCAACAGCGCCCUCUAGAUAAAGUAGUCAGCGCAAAAAAUAGUGUGACGUUCUUUUGCAGUGCUUAUGGAUAUCCUCAGCCAAAAGUCCUAUGGAGAAAAGCUGAUGAGAAAUCCAACAACAAACGUUGGACAGUGAGCGUUGAUGGAUCACUGACUAUUGAGGAGACGACCAAAGAUGAUGGUGGACGAUAUGCUUGUAAUGCUUCCAAUGGAAUCGAUCCAGAUUUAAUCCAAACAGUUCUGCUCACAGUCUUAGGUAUGGACUGAGCAGUACAGACUUUUAUGUAUAGUUUAAUGUCUUUGAAGAGUUUAAAAGU
Limulus polyphemus (Atlantic horseshoe crab) is the source of this 751-nucleotide messenger RNA. Its product is annotated as Down syndrome cell adhesion molecule-like protein Dscam2. Bases 21 to 701 code for a protein of 226 amino acids. Gene Ontology annotation, molecular function: cell-cell adhesion mediator activity. The record is from RefSeq and is a predicted model, not a curated record. Lineage: Eukaryota; Metazoa; Arthropoda; Merostomata; Xiphosura; Limulidae. Gene Ontology annotation, biological process: axon guidance; dendrite self-avoidance; homophilic cell-cell adhesion. Gene Ontology annotation, cellular component: axon; plasma membrane. The transcript is spliced from 4 exons.